Rosa chinensis is the source of this 906-nucleotide messenger RNA. Its product is annotated as aquaporin SIP1-1. The record is from RefSeq and is a predicted model, not a curated record. The transcript has a single exon. Gene Ontology annotation, biological process: transmembrane transport. Gene Ontology annotation, cellular component: membrane. Gene Ontology annotation, molecular function: water channel activity. NCBI's taxonomy places the organism in Eukaryota, Viridiplantae, Streptophyta, Magnoliopsida, Rosales, Rosaceae. The coding region runs from base 67 to 792 and encodes 241 amino acids.
AUAGAUUAUACAGUAACAGAGCAAAAAUAAAGGAGAACACUUCAUUCUCACAGCCGAAAAGAUAAGAUGGGUAGUCUGAUCAAAGCAGCUCUGGGAGAUGCAGUUUUGACCUCCAUGUGGGUUUUCAGCGCCCCAUCCAUGGGGGUUUUCACAACCAUCAUAGCAUCGUUUCUUGGAGUCCAAGCAAGGUCCUUGAUAGGCCUUUUCAUCACCACCGUACUCGCCACAAUUUUGGUAUUGACUUUCAGCUUGAUUGGCAAGCUCUUGGGUGGUGCCAGCUUCAAUCCAUCCACCACAGCAAGCUUCUACGCCGCCGGCCUCAGUCCGGCAACCUCCCUGAUCUCGAUGGCUGUCAGGUUCCCGGCUCAAGCGGCCGGCGGGGUAGGCGGCGCCAAGGCCAUCCUGCAGGUGAUGCCUGACAAGUUCAAGCAUUUUGUCAAAGGGCCUUCUCUGAAAGUGGAUGUGAAAAGUGGUGCCGUUGCUGAAGGGUUGUUCACUUUUUCUCUUUGCUUUGCUUUGCUUUGGAUUAUACUUAGGGGUCCUAAGAAUCCAAUAUUGCAAAUCUGGUUACUUUCUAUGGCUACUGUGGGAUUGGUUGUUGCGGGGAGUGGGUUCACAGGGCCUUCUAUGAACCCUGCUAAUGCUUAUGGCUGGGCUUAUGUCAAUAACUGGCACAACACUUGGGAGCUUUUCUUUGUUUAUUGGAUUGGUCCUUUAAUUGGAGCAAUUUUGGCUGCUAGGGUCUUCAAGGUUUUGUUUCCUCCACCAGAACCAAAGGAGAAGAAAGCCUAAAAAAGAUAUUUGAUUAUGUGGCAGAUAUGUAGCUUAAUUGUAUCCAUCUCUGAUCUCUGUGUAUCAAUUCCUUAAUUCAAUGUUUUGGAUCAAAAUUAGAUUUGGCCUGCAGAA